UUUUUUGUCAAUGUCAAAUUGCUUUUCCAUCCGCCGGUAAUCAGAUUAGAAGUUUUUUAAUUACUUGCAAUUUUAUCAAUUAUCGCAGCAAAUAAAUACAACGCUCGCAAUUGUUAGAUAACAGUGAAUAGUGGGAAACAGUAAAAGUCGCAUAAGCGAAUCCAGCCGCGGCCGUGAGUUGCGAGUUGCAGUCGAAAUGAGGAGAGUACUCCUGUUGUGCGCGGCGCUGGCGCUGGCCACCUGCGUGGCCGGCUUCUCGAGGAUCCCCCUGUACCGCAUGCAGUCGGUGCGCAAGCACUUGCACGAGGUAGGGACGGAGCUGCACAUGGUCCGCAUCAAGUAUGCAGCCGCAGGGCCCGCCCCGGAGCCUCUGUCCAACUAUCUUGAUGCACAAUACUACGGCCCUAUCUCGAUCGGCAACCCGCCGCAGACGUUCAAGGUGGUGUUCGACACGGGCUCCUCCAACCUGUGGGUGCCCUCCAAGAAGUGCCACUACACCAACAUUGCUUGCCUCCUGCACAACAAGUACGACAGCAGCAAGUCCCGGUCGUACCGCAAGAACGGCACGGAGUUCGCCAUCCACUACGGCUCCGGCAGCCUGUCCGGCUUCCUCUCCACUGAUGACGUCACUGUGGGCGGGCUGACGGUACGCGCGCAGACGUUCGCGGAGGCGAUGUCGGAGCCCGGCCUGGCAUUCGUGGCCGCGAAGUUUGACGGCAUCCUCGGCAUGGCCUUCUCCAGCAUCUCGGUGGACGGCGUGCCUCCCGUGUUCGACAACAUGGUGGCGCAGGGCCUCGUGCAGCAGCCCGUCUUCUCCUUCUACCUUAACAGGGACCCGGCGGCGCCGCAGGGCGGCGAGAUCAUCCUGGGCGGCUCGGACCCGGCGCACUACCGCGGCAACUUCACGCGCGUGCCGCUCUCCCGGGACACCUACUGGCAGUUCCGCAUGGACGCCGUGCGCGUCAAGGGGGCCUCCUUCUGUGAGGGCGGCUGCGAGGCGAUCGCGGACACGGGCACUUCCCUGAUCGGAGGCCCGGUGUCCGAGGUGGCCAAGCUGAACGCGGCGCUGGGCGCCACGCCGCUCGCCUUCGGCCAGUUCGCCGUGGACUGCUCGCUCAUACCGUCGCUGCCCGCCGUCACCUUCACCGUCGCCGGCCAGGACUUCACGCUAGAGGGCGUGGACUACAUACUCAGGGUGUCGCAGUUCGGCAAGACGGUGUGCCUGUCGGGCUUCAUGGGGCUGGACGUGCCGCCGCCCAACGGCCCGCUGUGGAUCCUGGGCGACGUGUUCAUCGGCAAGUACUACACCGAGUUCGACAUGGGCGGCCGCACCCUCGGCUUCGCGAGCGCCGCCUAACCUCACACCUCCACCCGAGACCUUCCCCGGACACGCGCGAUCUUGUAGCCAUUGUAACAUCUACACCCGUAUUCCGAACUACUUGUGAUCGCUUAGCGGUAAUCUUUCGCGCUCUAGACAACUGCGUUCGUGAGCGGCAGAAAGAGAUAGCGAAUAGAUCUGUUCUGGCUCAAUUUCGCGCCAGCCGAUUGAAAGGUUGACUGCUCGAGGACGUUUAGCAGCUCUCAUUUGCUAUAUUUUGAAGUAUAUACCUACUAAUUUACUUUGCCUUAUGUUUUUUAAUGUAUUGUCUUAUAUGCUGUAGCCAUGAUGUUAUAGAUGAAAUAAAGUAGAUUUUAGAUCUCGUUUGUUUUAGAUGUUACUGCAAUAAUUUAGAUGUUAAAAUGCAAUAAAAUGUAACGAAUUUCUUAUGUACCAAAGAGUUGUAACUUGUAACUCUAUAUCUCUCAUCACGGGUACUGUCCUACUGCUAGCAGUUUUUUUUAAUUGUUGAAUAAUUACUGCUCAUGACAAUAUUACAGUAAUUUUUAAUUAUUAUUUAAUAAACGUUUUAAAAUUAA
This is a messenger RNA of Maniola jurtina (meadow brown), 1917 nucleotides long. It is a transcript of the gene CatD, whose product is annotated as lysosomal aspartic protease. NCBI's taxonomy places the organism in Eukaryota, Metazoa, Arthropoda, Insecta, Lepidoptera, Nymphalidae. Gene Ontology annotation, molecular function: aspartic-type endopeptidase activity. Gene Ontology annotation, cellular component: lysosome. The transcript has 10 exons. Bases 197 to 1357 code for a protein of 386 amino acids. Gene Ontology annotation, biological process: proteolysis; cell death. The record is from RefSeq and is a predicted model, not a curated record.